This is a messenger RNA of Neltuma alba, 771 nucleotides long. RefSeq lists its product as uncharacterized. The record is from RefSeq and is a predicted model, not a curated record. Gene Ontology annotation, molecular function: nucleic acid binding. The coding region runs from base 1 to 771 and encodes 256 amino acids. NCBI's taxonomy places the organism in Eukaryota, Viridiplantae, Streptophyta, Magnoliopsida, Fabales, Fabaceae. The transcript has 3 exons.
AUGCCGCGAGCAUGUGUGCUAGACUUCAGAGGAAACUGGGAUAUGUACCUCCCAUUAGCAGAAUUUGCUUAUAAUAAUAGUUACCAUUCUAGUAUUCAGAUAGCUCCAUAUGAAGCCCUAUAUGGCAAGAAGUGUAGAUGUCCCUUGUACUGGACAGAACUUAACGAGAGAAGGAUGUAUGGUCCAAAUUUAGUGGAUCAGACCUCGAAACAAAUUGGGAUUAUCAGGCAGAGACUCUUAACAACUCAGAGUAGACAGAAAAGUUACGUAGACAUUAGGAGAAAGCCCUUAGAAUUUGAGGCUAGAGAUCAUGUAUUUCUCAAGGUAUCUCCAACCAUAGGAGUAAGUCGAUCCAUCAAGACAAAGAUGCUGAAUCUAAAGCACAUUAAACCAUUCCAAAUCCUCUUGAAAAAGUACCAUCUAGACCCAGUGCAUAUUGUGGAAUACGAUGAUAUUACACUUCAAGAUAACCUGUCUUUUAAAGUGGGACCAGAUCGCAUUAUUGAUCGGAAGGUCAAACAACUGAGGAAUAAGCAGAUCCCACUAGUUAAGGUUGUUUGGGAGGAACUAUCCAUAGAGGAAGCAACUUGGGAAGUAGAAGAAGAUAUGAAAGAAAAGUAUCCAAAACUUUUCGAUAAAGCUCUGCAGCAAGUUGAGUUCUCACAGGAGUGGUUUCCUGUGAUUGCUAUGGUAGUGGUAUGGGCUAGGUUAUCCCGGUUACUCUUUACCAAGACUGCUGUAACUGUGCCAGUGCUACCGCUAUUGCUGUAG